GCCCGUAACUUUUUCCCUCCAAUUAAUUAAAAUUAAAAUAUUUCCAGACAUGAUACCAAUUAUUUUAUCUCUAUAAAUACACCAACAUAACAAAAGAAGCAGCACAGAAAUAUGGAUUCCUCCACCCUCUCCCUCCUCCUAUUUUCCCUGAUCACCGCCGGCGCCAUCGAUCCCGCCCAACAGAACUCGCCACAGGACUUCCUGGACGCCCACAACCGCGCACGAGCGGAGGUGGGCGUCCAGCCACUCGCGUGGAACGACAGCGUGGCCGACUACGCCCUCCGCUACGCCCAGCAGCGCUACGGGGACUGCGAGAUGGAGCACUCGAUGGGGCCGUACGGCGAGAACCUGGCGGAGGGGUGGGGGCGGCUGUCGGCAGUGGACGCCGUCGGCAUGUGGGUGAGCGAGAAGUCGUGCUACGACUAUGCCUCCAACUCGUGCGUCGGAGAUGAGUGCCUGCACUACACGCAGGUGGUGUGGCGCGACUCCACCCAUUUGGGCUGCGCGCGCCGGCAGUGCCGCAACGGCUGGCUCUUCGUCAUCUGCAGCUAUGAUCCGCCCGGAAAUUACGUCGGACAAAGGCCCUACUAAUAUACAGUGUUGGAUGUCUCAUUUUUAAUGCAUUAACUCCAGCUGUUGGUUGUUGCAGCGCCUUAGCUUGCUUAUACAUAUAACUAUAAGUGGUGUUAUGUUUGUGUUGUCAAUAUAUGUCAUGCUUAAUUA
Molecule: messenger RNA, 723 nt
Organism: Salvia miltiorrhiza (redroot sage)
Lineage: Eukaryota; Viridiplantae; Streptophyta; Magnoliopsida; Lamiales; Lamiaceae
Product: basic form of pathogenesis-related protein 1-like
Exons: 1
Coding region: 112-591 (159 amino acids)
Cellular component (GO): extracellular region
Source: RefSeq, a predicted model, not a curated record